GUGUUGAAUUUAUUUAAGGAAAGUUGUUUUUGUUUUGGCAAGAUUAACACAUUAAUUAAGUAAAACACGUGCCAAUACAUUAGAAAGAGGGACGGAUUUACUUAAAAUUUUGUUGAAAAAUGACUAAAUUUAUCAAUUAUUACAAUCUUUGUCCCAUACCGGAGCCUAAAGACUUCUUGGGAAUAGCCGCUGAUAAAGAAAAAGGCAAUAUUAUAACAACUUUGAGUAAAAACAUUGUUAUUAUAAUUACGAUAAGUACACAGAAACAAGUAAGAAGUUGGUCGGUAGUGGAAAAACUGUCUUCUAAAGUGGUUUAUGAUAAAAGCAGCGAAAAAUAUGUUGGCGUAUUUGGUAAUAAAACCUUACGCUGCUGGGAUGAAAGUACCGUUGAUGUUAACAAAACUAAAAAACUAAGGUUUCACAAAAAUAUUUCCGAACUUGUCACGAAUGAAAAAGAUACGUUUGUUUUGUAUGAUGAUGGUUCAUUUGAAUGUCUUAAGACUGCUAUUGACACUCGCAAAGAGGGCAGGGAGAUAACUUCUGUUCCACAACAUUUGCAAUUAGUCCCAGAUUUGAACCUGAACAAAGGACGUAUAUUCACAUUACCUAAUGGGAAACAAAUUCUUACGUACUUUGAAACAAACCAUACCAGCGGUGAAUGUUAUCUGGUAAGAUUGCCGCUUGAAGACGAAAACCUACGACAACGAUAUCCAUUGAAAAGGGGAAAUCUACAAACUACAGUCUGUGGUGCUGCAGUUAUUGAAGGUGAUGGGGUACCUUCAUUGUGCACUAUAUGGUCUGAUAAAAGGAUCUUUUUACUUAGCUUAGACGACUGCGCACAACCUGAACGUUCUCCCGGCACUUUUGUGUCUAUGCUUAGUCAUUUAAAGGUUGAUAGCUCUCUAUCAUUAUUAGGUCUCUCAGGUCAUUCUGUGGCUAUAUAUGGAGCAAAUUACGGUCAAAAGAAGGAAAGCGAGGGAGCUUCUCUUUUAAUCUACAAUCUACAAUAUAAAGUAAUCAAAGUCAAACAAUUCUUCAAAGUAUAUUUCGAUUUUUCGAAAUUGUGGUCUAUAGAUAACCAUAUCCUUUUAGCACUCGGUCAAAAUCUUUCGGUUGUUCAGUAUCGAGUUUCAAAAGAAUUACUCUCCGAACUGGUAGGUACACAAGUUUGCAAUGAUUACCAAACCUCUGUUGAAGGUGAUCAAAUUAACGAAGAUGAUUACAUACAAGAUUACUUGCAAUUCACGACUAAUAUCGGGAAGUGUACUGAACUCGAAUAUCAGCCUAAGAGAACUCAUUAUAUUAAUGAGGCUGAUGGUAGGUCAAUUCCUUUUAUGGGAGUCGAAAAUUUUGAAAAAGAUCUCAAUCAUAUCAAACAUAUAAAUUUACAUGUUGACGUUCGGCAAGCGAGCGUAGCAUGCAAUGACGAGCAAAUCACUUUAAUGUCUAAUCACAACGAUGACGGAUUCACGUGUCGGAAAAUUCAAAUUAUUGCAAGCCAAAUGGAAAAAGCGGGGGCAAGUGAGCAUGAAAUUACUGAAAAAUUGUUAUGGCUUUUAAUUAAGGCCGAAUUACUGACAGAUAUAGGCGUUUGCCUAAAAAGAUACACAAACAUUUCAGAAAAAAUGCUAUCAAAAACUUUAAAUUUUAUUUUAAAGCAAUUUGAAAUUACUAAUCCCGCCACAAAAGAGCAACCUGCGAGCAAUGAAACGCUCCUAUUCAAUGGCCAUCGAAAUUCGAUUGUGAAUUCAAUUGACAUAAAAUCGGAAGAUAAAUACGAAAUGGAUAAAAAAAAUAAGAAAAAAUCAUAUACCCCAUAUAGCGAUCGUUUAUCGAAGGAAGCGGCGGGCACGUUACAAACGGAAAUUAAAGAUAUUUUAAAUAUCCUGCUUUCGUGUAAUUUUGAUUUUACAGUUAUUGCGAAUUAUAUAAGACAAGAUAUUGGUUAUUCGGAAGCGUUAAUAUUGCUCGAGCAUCUUUAUGACAUGCUAACAGAUCCGGAUAUUACGGCAUUUGAAGAGAGGCCAUCUCACGAACAUACAAGCGUCGAAUUUGAAUUGCAAAUUUUGCGUUGGUUUGGCGUCUUCCUUAAUACGCAUUUUCAAAAAUUGGCUCUAUCCAAAGAUGUUAAGCUCAUUGAAAUAUUGCUGCGAUGGCAAGAACUUUUCAUUCAAUAUAAGCAUGAAAUUAUUGAACUACAAGAAACGUCCGCACUUUUGUAUAACAUUAUUCAACGCAAAAAGCUGGCCGAAGACCGAGACUAUUCCAAAUGGUAUUCAAUCGAGCAGAUUCAUUUGUUUUGAAU
Messenger RNA from Glossina fuscipes, 2305 nucleotides. RefSeq lists its product as uncharacterized. NCBI's taxonomy places the organism in Eukaryota, Metazoa, Arthropoda, Insecta, Diptera, Glossinidae. Gene Ontology annotation, molecular function: RNA binding. The transcript is spliced from 4 exons. The record is from RefSeq and is a predicted model, not a curated record. Bases 120 to 2303 code for a protein of 727 amino acids. Gene Ontology annotation, biological process: maturation of SSU-rRNA. Gene Ontology annotation, cellular component: nucleus; nucleolus.